AUGGGCAGUGGCCGCUGGCAGCAUUCAUCGAGUUCGGAUGUACACCACGCCGAACUCGGCCAGGCAAACUUUUCAAUAGCCUCAGCUCAGUUCCAGAAGACCAGUUUUGAGGCACCAGUUCCCUCGUCGUCAGACUUCUGCUCUGCACGUCCACCCUCAUCACCAACUAUUCCUAGUCCGGCAGAUAGUAUUGAUCUCCAGUCCACCCAGGGAGGCUCUGCCCAACCAACUCCCUGCGACUCAACCAAUCUUCCAUCUUCGGCUCCUUUCUACGCCCUCAAGCUAUCCUCCGGAGCCAGUGACAGCGAGACCUCUCUUUGGUCACCUCUCCCAAGUCCAAAACCAUAUGUUUUCACUGAGACCGGCGGCAGGUCCGAUCCCAACAGCCUCAAUCUUACCACCUCGCCCGAAAUCAAGGACACGCCUCUUAAAGACUCAAAAAAGUCCUCAGAGGACGAUUCGGGCAUGGAAUUGCCUUACGAGCCCAUUAUUAUGGCCUUUCUAGGUCUGCCGCUGUGGUUAAAGAGUCUUCGUCUGCACAAGUAUGUGGGUCUCUUUCAACGGCUGACCUACCGAGAAAUGUUUGGUAUCACUGACGAAUGGCUGCAGCGUCAUCACGUGACACAAGGUGCGAGAAACAAAAUACUCGUCAGCAUUAAUAAGCUCUCCAGUAGGUCAGCCACGCUUAAGCGUCUGGAGCACGAAAUGGCCGACUGCAUUGGUUCUGCUGAUCAGGUACCCACUUUGCGAGGCUUCCUUGCUGAGCUACGCAGCAUCUUGCAGACGCCAAUCGCCCCACCAUCGGCUGAUGAAGUAGACGUCGAGGAGGAAGAAGAGGACGAGGAGGAGGACAUAUUCGGCAACGAGGUCAGUGAAGAGGACGACUUCGGUGAUGAAGAGGACAAUCCAGAAAUUUUAGACCAACGAGACUUCCUCAGUGAGGCCUUCCACCGCGCCUCACGGCCCCAUCUGCUGCCCAGGCAGCACAAAUUUGCUGUUGACAGAGAUGAUAUAGCAUCUGGAGGUGGCGUUCUCUCCCGUAUUACCUUUAACAACUCAGACACCUGUCUUCAUCAACCCAAGUUUUCUUCAGAGAGACUAGAGGGAGCCUGUCUGCGCCCUGCUACCUCUAUUCUCCGACGCAAGUCCAGUGAAGAUGUCUACUUCUUUGAACAAGACCCUCCAGCUCGCCGUAACAGUGAGUUAUCCAUAGGUCGAACGAGAAGGCCGUGCAAGCAACAUUCUCACAAGCAACUAGAUUCCGCUGUUGGUGCUGCCGUUGACUGUAAUAGUCGGAUGCUGCAGCUUGCCAGGGCUGAUCGACGUAAACUUCAGUCUGCACCCAAACCCCUCUUACUAACAACGGCUGAGAUGAAUGCUGCGGCUAUUCCGUCAGAGCCCGAAAACCUUCCCGAGCAAAUCAUCAGAUGCCUCUUCCAAGGUUUCACCGCUCUUCUAAAUGGUGCGAAAAGUGACCAGGAUAAUUACGCUUCAUUUGUUCAAUUAUUGACCGUCGUCCUGGAUCACUCCUCUUUUACCAAGGAACAGAAAUCCCUUGCUUCCGAAUGGCAGACGAAGCUUGUGGAUGCCCUGGGUCCGGCUCCUCUACGCCGGUCCUACAGAAACACACGGCCCUCGCGUCGACCCACUCAGUAUCACCCCUCCUUCCGGUCCAACUUUUGCGGUGUCCGUCAGCCCUCAUUUUCGCUUCCUUACAUGCCCCGUCCACAGUAUCGUUUACAUAGUCUACCACUGCCG
This is a messenger RNA of Dibothriocephalus latus, 1758 nucleotides long. NCBI's taxonomy places the organism in Eukaryota, Metazoa, Platyhelminthes, Cestoda, Diphyllobothriidea, Diphyllobothriidae. The record is from the annotation of a GenBank genome assembly.